Messenger RNA from Adineta steineri, 978 nucleotides. The record is from the annotation of a GenBank genome assembly. Lineage: Eukaryota; Metazoa; Rotifera; Eurotatoria; Adinetida; Adinetidae.
AUGAAUACGACAUUAAAGAGUGUUAGUAGUGCUCUUUUAGAUGCACCUUAUCAACUAAAUAUAUGGUUUGGUUCAUUUCUUUGGAUAUUAGGCAAUUUUGGUAAUAUUGGAAAUGUAAUUAUAUAUAGUCAUCGAUCAUAUCGUCAACGAGCUUAUGGAAUUUAUUUAUUAGGUGAAGCAAUAUCAGAUUUUAUUUAUAUUGAUUUUCUAUUACUUACAAGAAUACUUCAAAAUGGUUUUCAAAUAUCAAUAACUGGACAUUAUAAUUUUAUUUGUAAAAUUCGACAAUUUGAUUCUGUAUGGAAUCCAUUAGUUUCACUUACUUUAUUUGCAUUUGCAAUUAUUGAUAGAAUAUUAUCUGUACAACGUUCAAAUAAAUAUCGUCAGUGGACCAAUCGUGUAAAGUUAUCUUAUAAAAUAUGUAUUGCAAUUCCAUUAUUUUGGUUAGUAUUUUUUGCUCAUCGACUUAUUUUAUAUAAUAUUAGAAGUGGAAGCUGUAAUGCUCUACCAGGCUUUUAUGCAUCAUUUGAUAGUUAUGUUGAAGCUGGUUUUACAGCACUGGGUGUACCAUUAGCAAUGGCAAUGCUGGCAUUUUUCUUAUUACGAAGUAUUAGAAGUGUUACUCAUGGGAAAGUUGUUCCUAUUAAUAAUAAUCAACCAGUAGCAACUACAACACGAUCAAAUCUUCAACAGAUUGAUUCCCAAGUUGCAUUCAUGCUUCUAUUACAAAUAGCUAUUUCUAUAUUAACACGUAUACCAUAUGUUGCUCAAGUUCUCUAUUCAAAUAUAACUCAAUAUUGGUCAAAAUCAGAAUUACAUAUAGCUAUAGAAAAUACUGUUAUUGAAUUUAUUCGUAUAUUAUCAUAUGUAUUUUUUACUACUAGUUUUUAUGUAUCAAUUAUUACAAAUGGAAGAUUUCGUCGACAAGUUAAAGGUUUAUUUCAAAAAAAACAAGUUAUUGAUCAUACAACUCAAUAG